AGAGCGACCGACUUGUCGCCGGAGAGACCUGUUAGGUGAUUGCGUUCUGAGCUCCGACACUCAGGUCCCCACUCAGUUCACGGGUAACUAGCAAAAGUUAAACUUAAUACCAGCGGGAAUUCAAAAAUUUCACAAUGGCCAAUCGGGAAUUACAGCUGAAUUCUGGAAUGCGAUGCGCCAAGUAUAUGCUCAUCAUUGUGAGCUUUAUGUUUGCGCUGACCGCCGUCCUACUCAUCAUGGUGGGAACAACGAUCCAGGCGAUCUUUGGAGACUUUAGCCUCUUCAUCGAUGGACACUUCUCGUCGCCUCCGGCCCUCCUCAUAGCCAUCGGAUUCAUUCUGAUUGCGGUGGCCACUCUGGGCGGCUAUGGAGCCGUUAAGGAGAGUGUGAUGGUGAUCAACCUGUAUGGUGUGUGCCUGUUCCUGGUCUUCAUCCUGGAGGUGUCCGCAGCCAUUGCCGCCUUCGUGAUGCAGUCCCAGGUGAAGGGAAUGCUGAUGCGCACCAUGCACGAAGCCCUGGCCGAAUACGACAACGAUCCCUAUGUGCAAGCUGGUGUGGAUUUCAUGCAGUCCGGACUUCAGUGCUGCGGUGUUAACCAGCCCGAAGACUGGAAGGAGUACUAUGGACCAAACAAGAACUCCAGCCUGCCCGCCGAUGACGUGGUUGUGCCGAACUCCUGCUGCGGUAAUUUGGCCAAGGAUGAGAACGAUUCCCUCCAGGUCACCUGCUUGGACACCUUCGACUAUGGCUGCUUCCGCAAGAUGAACUUCAUUGUGUCGCAGAGCGCCAUGCUGAUUGCCACGGGAGCCACCACAGUGGCCUUCGUCCAGCUUCUGGGCGUUCUCUGUGCCUUCAUGCUGGCCAAGACUCUCCGCCGCAACAAGUCCAUCCGGGAGGCCCGUCGCUGGCAACUGCAGCAGAGCCUCGGCGUGCUCAUCUCCGGGGGAAAGAUGGCCCCGCCCCAAAACUCUGCAGUCACCGGAUACCAGCAGUUGGGCAACGGCGAACAGGGCAGCCAGGAACCCUACACCUACACGCCCCAGAGUCCCAGCGUGAACUAGGCCCCACGCGACAUAUUUAUUCAUACCAGUAUAUACAUACAUAAAUCUAAAGCAAACCCAAAGAGAUCCGUUUGUAAAUGUAAAAUUUUAAUUUGUUAACAAAA
Drosophila bipectinata is the source of this 1165-nucleotide messenger RNA. RefSeq names its product Tetraspanin 29Fb (gene Tsp29Fb). Gene Ontology annotation, cellular component: plasma membrane. NCBI's taxonomy places the organism in Eukaryota, Metazoa, Arthropoda, Insecta, Diptera, Drosophilidae. The record is from RefSeq and is a predicted model, not a curated record.